This is a messenger RNA of Didymodactylos carnosus, 1044 nucleotides long. Lineage: Eukaryota; Metazoa; Rotifera; Eurotatoria; Philodinida; Philodinidae. The record is from the annotation of a GenBank genome assembly.
AUGACUAUUACGGCUAUCGGUUUCGAAGGAAGUGCAAAUAAAAUUGGUAUAGGUGUAAUACGUGAUGGCGUGGUAUUGUCAAAUCCUCGAUGUACAUAUGUGACACCGCCUGGCGAAGGUUUUCGUCCCAAUUUAACAGCAAAACAUCAUAGUUCUGUUAUAUUAGAUUUACUAGAAAAAGCAUUAUCUCAAGCUAAUAUUAAAUCUUUGAAUGAUAUUGAUGUGUUUUGUUAUACCAAGGGCCCCGGUAUGGGUGCUCCAUUGAUAGUUGUGGCAACUGUGGUGCGAACAUUGGCACAAUUAUAUGAUAAACCAAUAGUAGGUGUUAAUCAUUGUAUUGGUCAUAUUGAAAUGGGUCGAUUGAUAACAAAAGCUCAAAAUCCCGUUGUACUCUAUGUAAGUGGUGGUAAUACUCAAAUAAUAGCCUAUUCGGAAAGACGUUAUCGCAUAUUUGGUGAAACAAUCGAUAUUGCCGUUGGAAAUUGUCUUGAUCGUUUUGCACGUUUAUUAAAAUUAUCAAAUGAUCCAAGUCCCGGUUAUAAUAUUGAACAAUUAGCAAAAUUAGGUAAAAAUUAUAUCGAAUUACCUUAUACUGUUAAAGGAAUGGAUGUAUCAUUUUCGGGUAUAUUAAGUCAUAUUAAAUCAUUUGUAACAACAAGUAAACAAUCAAAGAAGCAAAAACAACAACAAGAACAACAUACGAAUGAAGAUUUAUGUUUUUCAUUACAAGAAACAUUGUUUUCUAUGUUAGUUGAAAUUACAGAACGUGCACUUGCGCAUGUUGGUUCAAAUCAAGUGUUGAUUGUUGGUGGCGUCGGAUGCAAUGUUCGAUUACAAGAAAUGAUGAAACAAAUGUGCAUAGAACGUAAUGCGGAUGUUUGUGCGAUUGAUGAACGAUAUUGUAUUGACAAUGGUGCCAUGAUUGCACAAGCUGGCUAUGAAAUGUUUCGUGCAUCAACAGAUGGUAAAGGAAUGAAAUUAGAGGAGACAACAUGUUCACAACGAUAUAGAACUGAUGCUGUAAAUGUAACGUGGAGAGAUUGA